AUGCUGUAUAAGCGCGGCAAUCAACGGUCGCAAGCCGAAAUGAACUGCUUCGGGAGAGCUAUGGGAUGGCGCCGCUUCGACUUCAUGGGUAUUUUCCCCAGAGUAAUGGACCUUCCUGGACCUCGCCAUAUCAGCCAUAAAUCCGUAGAAAUGGCAGAUCCACGCCUCAAAAAACUUCCUAUGGAACUUAUUGAUAUGGUUCGAUCUUAUUGCCCAGAUGCCUAUUUUUGGAAUGUGGUGCAGCUCCUGUACUUACAAGGUUUUGUUUCUCCGGCCCGACCUGUGAUCGAAAAGAAUAUCUCCCGCAUUGCGCGUUGGAAGCGCGGCGACGAUGACGAUUUACCAGUCGAAGGGGAACCUCUAGGAGAUAGCGAAUAUCUUCUCAUCAGUCUUGAUCCGGACGGUAUACGCGAGAUCCAGAAACUUCCCAAACCCAAACAUCCUCGUCCAAACCACGAUACCCUUUUGACGCCCAGGAAGUACGUUGUCGCCAACAACCAAGACCUUGAAUCCGUCAAAGUCUACUUCUAG
This is a messenger RNA of Fusarium tjaetaba, 531 nucleotides long. RefSeq lists its product as uncharacterized. Bases 1 to 531 code for a protein of 176 amino acids. NCBI's taxonomy places the organism in Eukaryota, Fungi, Ascomycota, Sordariomycetes, Hypocreales, Nectriaceae. The transcript has a single exon. The record is from RefSeq and is a predicted model, not a curated record.